Messenger RNA from Aspergillus mulundensis, 897 nucleotides. Its product is annotated as PQ-loop repeat-containing protein. The record is from RefSeq and is a predicted model, not a curated record. The transcript has 3 exons. The coding region runs from base 1 to 897 and encodes 298 amino acids. NCBI's taxonomy places the organism in Eukaryota, Fungi, Ascomycota, Eurotiomycetes, Eurotiales, Aspergillaceae.
AUGGGUCCUUCAGAUUUGCAGUGCGGACAUCUGGUUUCGCCAGGAGUGAUGAACUUUGUCCUCUCUAUCCUUAUUGUUCUCGGAAUCCUCUUUUCCUAUCUGCCUCAGUUAAUCCGAAUCGCUGCGCUAAGGAGCUCCUUUGGAAUUUCGCCAUACUUUGUCUUGUUGGGGACGACGUCGGCCACAUUUGCUUUGGCAAACAUGGUGUCGCAACAGCAGACGCUGCAAGAUGCCGCAUGCUGCAAGGAUGUCAGCGGAUUAUCGUGUUUCGCAGGGCUUCUAGGGAUCCUGCAAGUUGCGACGCAGCUGCUUAGCUUCUUCGCGAUUCUUGCUCUCUUUGUUGUUUUCUUUCCGCGGGAAAAGUCGCCUUCUCUCUCAUUGUCGCCAAAAGAAGAACCUACAUAUCGGACCGCGCUGGUUGUGGCCUUUAUAUGUAUCGUCCAUGCGGCGGUCAUGCUGAUCGUCACCCUUGCUGUCGGCUUCAAGAUGCCGUCUUCGCUGCAAUCGUGGUCGAAUUUUUGCGGCGUCACUGCCGCCAUCCUCGCCUCCAUCCAAUACUUCCCUCAAAUUUACACUACGCUCAGACUGCGCUGCGUGGGCAGCUUGAGCAUACCAAUGAUGUGCAUUCAAACGCCUGGUGGCUUAGUUUGGGCAGGCAGCCUGGCAGCGCGGCUGGGCAGUAAGGGCUGGAGCACGUGGGGUAUUUUGAUUGUUACGGCGUGCUUACAGGGCACUCUCCUCGUCUUAUCCGUGUUUUUCGAAUACCUUGGCCCUAACAAGGGUCAUAGCCACGACUACAACAAGGACACUGCUCGAAGUCAGUCCGCCGAAAGCAGCGAUGUCCAAGAUGAAGACGGUCCAUACGAAGAAACGCCACUCCUUCGGGAAAGUCGUUGA